CCUCCAUUCGCAUCAGCAAUUCCCCACCUCCAAGCGAAACACCUCCCACUCCCUCUCCCACCUCCGAAGCAGCAGCAGCCAUGGCCCCCAAGGCAGACAAGAAGCCGGCCGCCGAGAGCAAGGUCGAGAAGGCGGCGGAGAAGACCCCGGCGGGCAAGAAGCCCAAGGCCGAGAAGCGGGUGCCGGCGGGCAAGACGGCGGCCAAGGAGGGCGGCGAGGGCAAGACGAGGGGCCGGAAGAAGGGCAGCAAGGCCAAGAAGAGCGUGGAGACGUACAAGAUCUACAUCUUCAAGGUGCUGAAGCAGGUGCACCCGGACGUGGGCAUCUCCUCCAAGGCCAUGUCCAUCAUGAACUCCUUCAUCAACGACAUCUUCGAGAAGCUCGCCGGGGAGUCGGCCAAGCUGGCGCGCUACAACAAGAAGCCCACCAUCACCUCCCGGGAGAUCCAGACCUCCGUCCGCCUCGUCCUCCCCGGCGAGCUCGCCAAGCACGCCGUCUCCGAGGGCACCAAGGCCGUCACCAAGUUCACCUCCUCCUAGACUGAAUCUCUGAUUGCGUCGCCUUGUUGUUCCAAAUGUAGUAGUUGGCUGCUGCUGACUCUGCUUAUCUCUCUGCAAGUAGUGGUAGUGGUGGAUGAUUGCCAACGCUCUGUUGGCUCCUUGGUUGUUAGAGGUGAACUUUUGCUUUUGCAAACUGAUAUCAGUAUCCAGAAAACGUUGCAGUCGUGGUUCUAUAUCCGUGCCAGUGAUGAUUUGACUGA
Molecule: messenger RNA, 760 nt
Organism: Triticum dicoccoides
Lineage: Eukaryota; Viridiplantae; Streptophyta; Magnoliopsida; Poales; Poaceae
Product: histone H2B.2-like
Exons: 1
Coding region: 81-539 (152 amino acids)
Cellular component (GO): nucleosome
Molecular function (GO): protein heterodimerization activity; structural constituent of chromatin; DNA binding
Source: RefSeq, a predicted model, not a curated record